CUGCACUGACUGGGAAUCUUGUAUUUCGGAAACUCCUAUCCUGGACAAAUUGGGGCCUUUCUGUCCUUUUAAGGACUUUUUCGAUAUCAAUCAAAGUUAACAAGAGUAAAGGGAGGAGCUACACAGGCGGGACAGUGAACCCACAGUGGAGAACGAAACUUCUCACACACUGCAAGGAAGUUGCUACAGCUACAGAGAAGUGAACAGUCUUUGAGUUUUUUUUUUUUUUUUUUUCUAUAAAAAAAUUAAUUUUUAAUACCGUUGGAAAAAAAAUGUCCAGUGGUCAGUUUAACAAGGGACCGGCAUAUGGCCUGACUGCAGAAGUGAAAAGCAGAAUCGCUCAGAAGUACGAUGCACAGAAAGAGGAGGAGCUGCGGGUCUGGAUCGAGGACGUCACGGGCAAGCGGAUCGGAGACGACUUCCAGAAGAGCUUGAAGAGCGGAACCAUUCUGUGCGAACUGAUUAACAUCCUCCAGCCGGGCUCAGUGAACAAGAUCAGAGAGUCUGAAAAGAACUGGCACCAGCUGGAAAAUCUGACCAACUUUAUUAAAGCCAUCACAGCCUAUGGACUGAAGCCCCACGAUAUCUUCGAAGCAAACGACCUAUUUGAAAGUGGAAACAUGACCCAGGUUCAGACCACGCUCCUGGCCCUGGCUAGCAUGGCAAAGACCAAAGGCAUCCAGUCUCGAGUGGACAUCGGAGUGAAAUACGCAGACAAGCAGAAGCGUGCCUUUGAUGAGGAGAAGAUGAAGGCAGGAAACUGUGUCAUUGGGCUGCAGAUGGGUACCAAUAAGUGUGCUAGCCAGGCGGGGAUGAAUGCUUACGGCACAAGGAGACACCUGUACGACCCCAAGUCUCACAUCGAGCCCCCAAUGGACAGCUCCACCAUCGGCCUGCAGAUGGGCACUAACAAGGGGGCCAGCCAGACUGGCAUGACCGCCCCUGGCACCAGACGUGCCAUCUACGACCAGAAACUGGGCACAGAGAAGUGUGACAACAGCACCAUGUCCUUGCAGAUGGGCUACACCCAGGGAGCCAAUCAGAGUGGGCAGAAUUUUGGCCUGGGCAGACAGAUCUAUGAUGCCAAGUACUGCCCCAAGAGUGAGCUGAUAGAGAAUGAAGCAGCUGCGGGCAAUAGCUACAACCAGGAGUACCAGGAUGAGGGCUACCAGGGAUACCAAGAAGAUGGGCAGGACUAGUUACCCUGACAAAGAAGGCCACGAGGGGCGGGGCGGGGCGGGGCGGGGGCUGCAGCACAUCUGGACUCCUUGCCAUGUUUGUUUUUAAUUUGUAGUGCCUGCUUCAAAACGACCAGACAAGAGCGCUGGAUUUAUAUUCCUUGUUUUGAGGGUGAUGCUUUUGACUAUGGAACACAGGGUGUGUGCUAAUGAACAUAGCCUUCUGUAGCUUGGGCUGUAUCGAAACCCGAGAGGAUUCACAGUAUGGAAAGGAGGAGAUGAAUUUGCUAUCCUGCAUAUAGUCAUGUUGCAUAUUAGCUGAUGCUAGUUGUUUUGAAUUUUGUAGUUUCAAUUCAACCCAGGAGGUGUUAAAGUCAGAUAUCGCCCAAAUGCAUACAGAAACCAAUAUCUCAGCAAGGUUCUUGUUGUCUAAGUAUAAAAGUGACAGUUUUCACAUCGGCUUUUCCAUUUACAAGCUAUGCAGCCCCCAUGAUUGGGCUGAAAAGAACUCUACCACUGAGUAGAACUCGAGCCACGGCAGGUUUUCACAGCUGAGCUGAUUUAGACAGACUGUUGACAGUCGCAGCUCUCAUAAAGUUCUGGAGUGGCUCAGCAGCUAAGCAAUGGGAGUCUUCUUUCCGUCUCUGUAAUAUACAAAUGUUUACUGAAAGGUCACCAAUUUAUAGAAGACGUGAAAUCGGAAGGACAAACAAUUUUGCAUACAAAACUCCUUCAGUAACACCAUGUAGAGAAUUGUAUGUAACUUGUAAUUUUUAUCAUUUUUUUGUAUUGUUGUAUACAGUUUUGUAUACAACAAUUUUAAACAGUUUUGUUUUAGUUCCACUAACUAUCUUAUGCCUUUGUAAAGUUUAAUAUGUAUUGCAAUUAACAAAUGUAGGGCUCAUCCAAUAUUGAUGUCAAAGGGAUUUUGAAGGGGGGUUAAUGUGUGUUUGUUGCUUAGUCUGAACAGCAAUCCAUACUAAAGGUUGUGCUUAAUCUCCUGAAAAUUAAAUCGAAUAUAAUUUAAUAAACUUUGCUUUAAAGUACUGAAUUAUCAUGAUGGUGCCUGACUCCGUAUGCAUUGUAGUAAAAUGGAUCGAUUCUUAUCCUGUAAACUGUAGCACUCCAAUUUCUCCCAUUCUUAAUAGGAUCCUGCUAUUGUUUUAGUGGAAUGGUGACAGUAGUUGGGUCCACCACUGUUUGAAUAGUUUUAGUGAAUCCUGUAUUACCUGCACUCUGAUAUAAAUCAUGUGUAAAUCUUAGAAGAAACUACUCAAGAAGACACUAGACGAAAGUUUGUCAACUUGACUUGGUUUCUUUCAGUUUCACCUGCAGUAUGAUUUGAGUGUUUUGAAUUUCUAGAUGACUGUAUUUUUCAACAACAAUCGGUUGUUGAAAUGUGUUUCUGUUAGAUGUUAUUUGCCCAUAAUGCCAUACUGUUACGGGUACAGUAUUUUGAAAGGUGCCAACAUGAAAUGUUUUUAAGGUGUUUUUUUUUAUGCAUCUUUUUAUACAAUUCCAAAGCAACACUCUUUCCAUUCCAAACUCAGAACUGGAAUCUUUGUUUGUUAAAGUUGUCAAUGAUUAAUAUUUGUAAACUUCAAAAAAAAAAAAAAAAAAAAAAAAGGAAGUAUUUGACUGUGAAAAUAAUUUGAUCCUUUUAACUGGUUCUGUGUUUAAAAUUGUUUUUUUAAAAUUGAGAAAAUAAAAAUAAGGUGCCAUGUGUACUAUUUGUACCUGC
This is a messenger RNA of Polyodon spathula (Mississippi paddlefish), 2919 nucleotides long. RefSeq names its product calponin-2-like. Gene Ontology annotation, molecular function: actin binding. The transcript is spliced from 7 exons. The record is from RefSeq and is a predicted model, not a curated record. Gene Ontology annotation, biological process: actomyosin structure organization. Lineage: Eukaryota; Metazoa; Chordata; Actinopteri; Acipenseriformes; Polyodontidae. Bases 273 to 1199 code for a protein of 308 amino acids.